Messenger RNA from Brachypodium distachyon (stiff brome), 2161 nucleotides. RefSeq lists its product as uncharacterized. The transcript is spliced from 7 exons. Bases 185 to 2161 code for a protein of 658 amino acids. Lineage: Eukaryota; Viridiplantae; Streptophyta; Magnoliopsida; Poales; Poaceae. The record is from RefSeq and is a predicted model, not a curated record. Gene Ontology annotation, molecular function: protein binding.
GAUUGGGAUCCCUCGAUCUUUCCGUCCUCCACAGCUUGUCACCGCACCGACGUUUUCCGAGGAGAGGGCGGCGUUGUGGGCCGCGCAGCUGAUAGGUCCAUACGGCGGACCGGAGCACCGCAACUACGAGACCAAGAUCAGCGAGGGUGGAUUCCACAACAUCAUCACGAGGUGCUUCGGGAAGAUGGUGCCGGUGCGACAGGACCCGAAGCUUGGUCGUCUUCUCCGAGUGGACGAUCGCUACUCCCACUUGGCCACACCGUCGAUGUUGGCGGUGGGGUCCAAGUUGCGGGACUCUUGCGGGAAGGCGAACGCGGGAACGGCGGUGCUGGGCUUGGCGGUGCCUGUCGUGCCGGUUCCCAAGAUACCUCGUUCGUCGAGUGGAUGCAAGAGGAAGGCUCCCCCGACUCCUUCUCCUUCUCUUGACUACGGCCCGGCGGAUUCGGCGGAUCCUGUCGUGGGCGAGUCGAGGUCCCCCCUGAGGAUGACCUUGGACCUGCACAUGAAGGGGAAGAUUGGACUUGAGCAAGUUCUUCCUCCUUCAAGUCACGAGGUUGAGGCUUUCACUUGCGAGACAGGGCUUCGGCUUCGGAGCGACUCAGUGGUGGAGUUGUCGACCGGAGCCAGCGGUGCGGGCGUCCAGGUGUUCUCCAUUGGUCGCGAGCGUCCCGAGGAGAAUGCUCCUACCUCGGGUGCGAGGGCUGCGGAGCCCGGGGUUCUUGAGGGCGAGCCCCCGACUCAAGCGAGGGAUGGAGUGCUUCCAUCGACCGUGGAUGGACCGAGAGACCCUUUCGUGACACUGGAGCUGGUGAGGGGUUUGGUCAAGGCCGUGGGCGCCCUUCCUGCCCUUAAGACUCAGAAGACGAUCCCGCUGCCUCCUCUGCGCGAGCCGCUGGAAAACAUUGUAACAUACGCCUCGCUCGGGCCCUCGCCGGCGCACCCGGACUUCGCCGUGGUGGUCGCCAUCUCACGCGAGUCAGAAGAGGAUGGAUCUCUAGACAGGUGGCUGCUCCACUGCCGCCCCGGCGACCCAGAGUGGUCCGACCUCGCCUCGCAGUCGCCGAUGCCUAGCCUCACGAGCCGUCUGAUCAGCUACGGAGGGCAGGUUUACUGGUUCGGCGAUUCAAACACUCUCGCCGUAAUCGGUCCGGACGACGAAGUGCUCCGAGCGCGGCUGAUCCACACCGUCGUCCCUAGGGGUAAGAGAAAACACGACAUGCCGACGGGGUACUGUCUUGUGGAGUCGUGCGGGGACCUCUUCGUCGUGCCCAUAGAGCAGUUCAGGAUGUUUGAAAACGACGGCACCCCCAGCGCCAUUGCUGUGUUUCGCCUGGAUCUCGAGUCCAGGGAGUGGAGCAGCGUGGAUAGCAUCGGCGACGACCGCGCGUUCCUCGUCUCCGGCCGUCAUGGCUUCUCCGUGCCCGUCGCCCAGGCAGGGGGCAGCUUUGUGCAGCAGGAAGAUCCUCCCAGAGCCUACCGAGCCUUGGAGCAGAGUAUUCUGGGCAGUCCCGCCAGCGUUGCAGGAGGUGGAAGAAAUUUAAGACUGUUGCCGACUAACCACAUCGCGCCGAAAGAGGUUUGUGAAUCCAGCUUCCAGUCAGUGGAAGAUGAAGAACAAGCAGCAGCAACCUCUGGAACGCCACCAUGGGAAGAUCUGCCAAUCGAAUUGCUAGAGUUGGUCGUCUCAAAACUAUCUUUGGUGGAUCGUAUUCGAUUUCCAGCCGUGUGCAAGACAUGGAGCAUGGUGUCCAGUCCAUUUGAGGAAGCCAAGGUCUGGCCUUGGCUCAUGCACUGCUCCGGCCGAGAGAUGGUGGAAGCUCCAAUUUUCGAAAGGAAAUACCACUACAAGGGCUUGUGGUGGUCAAACGCAGACCCGACGUCUCCAGACUGUGUCUUCUUUGGCAUCAACAGCAACCAUGAUGGCAACCGCGUCGGUGUCUACACUUGGCAGGACAGCGAGGACGAGUGGACCGAAAAACAUGCCCUAGAGUACCAAGAGCCGUUGUUCCCGGUUGCAUUCAAUAAUCCUGUUUUGUUCCAUGACAAGUUCUAUUGCCUCGGUAGGAAGGGCAACUUGGGGACACUUGACCCAACUAACAAUGCAUGGACGAUCUUGGAGAAGCCAGAACCACGAGGGCAGAGAGUUUUGCUACCUUGUUGA